Malaya genurostris is the source of this 473-nucleotide messenger RNA. Its product is annotated as endocuticle structural glycoprotein SgAbd-4-like. Bases 41 to 409 code for a protein of 122 amino acids. NCBI's taxonomy places the organism in Eukaryota, Metazoa, Arthropoda, Insecta, Diptera, Culicidae. Gene Ontology annotation, molecular function: structural constituent of chitin-based larval cuticle. The record is from RefSeq and is a predicted model, not a curated record. Gene Ontology annotation, cellular component: chitin-based extracellular matrix. The transcript has a single exon.
CAUAUCAGUUGGAUCCAUCGAAAACUAAAUUCUAGUCAAAAUGAAAAUAACUGUCGGAGUUUUAGCAUUUCUGCUGGCGGCUAGUGUUUCGGCCGCACCACAAGGAUCACCCACUACUCCGAUUCCAAUAGUGUCCGAAUCAGCCAGUCGCUCCCCGGACGGAUCGUUUAGUUACGCUUAUGAAACCGGUAACGGAAUCAAGGUUGAUGAUCAGGGUGAACUCAAAGUAUUACAAGUGGAAAAGGAAGAUGGUACGGGAACGGUAGAGGGGGUGGUGUCGGUGCAACGUGGAAGCUACUCAUACACCGCUCCCGAUGGAACCCCCAUCAGUGUCCAGUGGACGGCAGACGAAAAUGGUUUCAAAGCCCAAGGAGAUCAUCUGCCGGUGGCACCCAGUCCUAGUUCCUAAGCCGGUUGUAAUUUUGAAAUAGGUGGGAGUGGAAGAGAAAUUGGUAAUAAUGGUGGUAAUAAAA